AUGAUGAUUACUCUGUGCCAGAAGCAUAGUCUAAUCCCUGUAUUGAUUUCUGUGUUCUUCUUGUUAUGGUCUCGGGUCGAGUCGAUCCGGUUCGAUUUGGAGUCGGGCCACACCAAAUGCAUAUCGGAGGACAUCAAGAGCGAUUCUAUGACUGUAGGGAAGUACCAUAUCGUAAACCCUAAUGACGGCUACCCUCUGCCCGACUCUCAUAAAAUCACUGUCCGGGUGACAUCUUCACAUGGAAAUAGCUAUCAUAAUUCGGAUCAUGUGAGUGAGGGACAUUUCGCGUUCCAAACAGUCGAGGCUGGUGACUACAUGGCUUGCUUUUAUGCGUCUGAUCACAAACCGGCGACUACCUUGACUAUUGACUUCGAUUGGAAAUCGGGUGUUGCUUCCAAGGACUGGACAAAUGUUGCCAAAAAGGGUUCUGUUGAAUUAAUGGAACUGGAACUGAAGAAAAUGUUCGAUACAGUGCAAUCCAUUCACGACGAGAUGUUUUAUCUUCGUGAAAGGGAGGAGGAGAUGCAGGAGCUAAACCGAUCGACUAACUCCAAAAUGUUUUGGUUCAGUUUUCUAUCUAUUCUCGUUUGCCUCUCGGUUGCUGGACUUCAACUAUGGCAUUUGAAGUCCUUCUUUGAGAAGAAGAAGCUUAUUUAA
Striga hermonthica is the source of this 657-nucleotide messenger RNA. NCBI's taxonomy places the organism in Eukaryota, Viridiplantae, Streptophyta, Magnoliopsida, Lamiales, Orobanchaceae. The record is from the annotation of a GenBank genome assembly.